UGUCUCUUUCUCUGCCGGUUCGGUCGGAUCGCUUUCCUUCUCUCUGUCUAUCUCUCUGCAACUCCAUGGAACCACCGACGUCUCGAGCUCCACCCCCGCUCGAUCCGUCCCCGACCACCACCAAAAACCCGGCCGCGACGGCCACGAGCAAAACCAGAGACAGGGACUUCCUCCUCCACCUCGAGGCCUACCUCGCCAAGCGAGACGGCGUCGACAAGGUCCUCAAAAUCUCCAGGUACGCCGCGAAGAUCAUCCUCUCCUCCUCCCUCCUGCCCGAAACCCUACCCCUCCAUCGCCGCCUCAAGGGCUUCGAGUCCAGCGUCGGCCUGAGCCGGAAGGCCUUCCGGGUCGGCAAGUUCGUCCAGGACGUGAACGCCUUCCGAGCCUCGCACCUCGACUCCGGGCAGGACCUGAUCCUCUCCCUCAUCGCCUACGGCGGCGAGGGGAUAUACUACUUCGUCGAGCAGUUCGUCUGGUUGGCGAAAUCCGGCCUCAUCGAUGGCCGCCACUCGCGUGUUCUGUCGAAGAUCAGCGCGUGGGCGGAGUUCGUCGGCUACAUCGGCAGCGUGAAUCUGAAAAUUAGGGAUUUGAGGAGGUUGCGGGAGGACGAGGCGUGCGUCGAGUCGAGCAUCGAGAUCGCGACGUCGAGGGGGAUUAAUCCCAAGGAGGAAGAGUUGAAAUUGAGGAAGCUGAGGGAGAAGAAGUUGAUGAAGAAGAUGUCCGUGGUUCAGGACCUGGCUGACGGAUUGAUGGCUUUGGCCGACAUCAGGGACGGGAAGGGGCGGCUGUCGGCCCCGCUUUUGUUGUCGUCCGCGGGGCUCGUGUCGGCCCUGAUUAGCACCCAUAAGAACUGGGUGUCUUGUUGAUCCUUGCCACGGCUCUGCGCGGUGAGUUCCUAGCUGCUUUCUUUCAUUUCAAUGGCGAUCACAUGGAUUCUUGUUUAGAGGAUUUGGCAGGGCAAAUGGUAGAGAAGGACUAGGAAUUGGAAUUGGAACUGGAAAUGGGGAUGGGAUACAAAUAAAGAGAGGUUCUUGUGCUUCACCAUCAUUUGAUGAAGGCAUAGCGGAUUUUAUCUAUUCGAUUGAUGGGUUCUGAUGUGCAAACUGAGAUGUCAUUCUUGAGCAAUAGUUGCAAUUGCAAUGUCCGUUCUUUAAGUUCUUUGUCAA
This is a messenger RNA of Rhodamnia argentea, 1166 nucleotides long. RefSeq names its product peroxisomal membrane protein 11A. Gene Ontology annotation, biological process: peroxisome fission; regulation of peroxisome size. The coding region runs from base 66 to 866 and encodes 266 amino acids. NCBI's taxonomy places the organism in Eukaryota, Viridiplantae, Streptophyta, Magnoliopsida, Myrtales, Myrtaceae. The record is from RefSeq and is a predicted model, not a curated record. Gene Ontology annotation, cellular component: peroxisomal membrane. The transcript has a single exon.